Mycena citricolor is the source of this 3965-nucleotide messenger RNA. The record is from the annotation of a GenBank genome assembly. NCBI's taxonomy places the organism in Eukaryota, Fungi, Basidiomycota, Agaricomycetes, Agaricales, Mycenaceae.
UGUGAGUGAUGAUCGAUUCCAUCUGUUUUUAGUCCUUUUCAUCUUUGUCUUGACCUCUACCUCAUCCACCUCCCUCCUGUGUCUAGUGACUAUGUUGCUCUAUGAAGACAUCAUUACCGGCGACGAGAUGUUCUCGGAUGCCUUCCCGGUCAAACUCAUCGACGACACUGUGUUCGAGGUGGACUGCGCUAUGAUCACCAUAAAGCCUGGUGCCGAUGUCGACAUUGGUGCCAACCCGUCCGCUGAGGAGGCCGAUGAGGCAUUGGAAGAGGGAGCCGUCUCCGUGAAUAACGUGGCCUACUCUUUCCGUCUCCAGGGCACCUCCUUCGAUAAAAAAUCCUUCCUCACUUGCCUCAAGGCGUAUAUGAAGGCUGUGAAGACCAAGCUUGAGGAGACGAAUCCUUCCCGCGUCGCUGUUUUCGAAAAAAAUGCCGCCGCAUUCGCGAAGAAGGUCGUCGCCAACUUCAAGGACUACGAAUUCUUUACCGGUGAGACCAUGAAUCCGGAUGGCAUGGUUGCCCUUCUCAACUACCGCGAGGACGGUGUUACCCCUUACUUCACUUUCUGGAAGGACGGUCUCAAGGAGAUCAAGCUUUAAACGCCUGUUCCCUUAUAGAAGGGGCCGACUUUGUGCUAUUAGUGUUGUUUCAAUUGUAUAUGAUCAACUUGAGACCAUUGGAAACCGUGAAGGUUUCGUUGACCUGAUCCGUCCUCGAAGAUGCAGGCCCCCAACGAGAGGUCUUGCUAAAAUUGUCAUUAUCGUGCCGGAAAUGUAAGUGACUUGCAAUACAUCAUGUGGAGGGUCCAGAAACGGCGUCUAAAGAUUGCCGAACGACAUGGUAUACUUUUGUUGUUCAAGCUUUCAAAUCCAGGUUUAAAACUACUCGACUGCCUGUUUGGAUAGCUGCAUCGAUCUCGUCGGAUUUUGCUGGCCAAAUAGCUCAUUUUCGCUUUUCCAAGCCAGGACCGGAGUUGUGGGGGUGUGCGCAGACUCGAGUUUCGUUCAACUAUCAAGUGGACUAUCUCAUCUCUGAUUUCCCAAAGUUUGAGAGCCAUGUCAGACCGUGCUGUAAAUUUUGGCGAUGAGCGCAGGUGAAGGGAUGACAUGUUUCAACAAUAUCGAGUUUAACUCGGAUAAAGACGGGUCAAGUCUGGUUCAGGAUGAUACAAGCUACGGGCUGCGGGGAAGCGAUAAAUGCGCAAUGACCGGGAUGUCAUAAUUCGAUAGCUUCAAAGCACGUGCAAUGAGAUUUGGCGUUGGCGGUCCUCCUCCACGUGACGAUCUGAUCUACAGACAUUCAGCACAACCUGGGUACUUCCUGUGCUCCGCUCCGUUUGCUUCACUAUGUCUCAGGCUUUGGAAUCUCUCGUCACUUCAUUAGUAUCCGCGUCGAGGAACGACGAGGCUCUCAAGGCCGAACUUGUCUCUCAUUGUCAUGGAAUUCUUAGCAGCAAUAUUGGGGCCCAUAACUACGAACCAGAUCUGGGGCAUCUAUCAGAACUCAUAAAGAGACAUCUCUUGCAGUCCAAUCCCUCCGGCGCAUCAGCACUGAAAUUCACGAAUCUUCUCGCACGGUUUGUUGAUCAACCUAUCCUCUCGCGAAAACACGCGUCCAUUUUGUUCCUGCAAUCCCUCGCCUCAUCGUCUUCUCGUCCUAUUAACGGCCUCCUUCCGACACUUGCCCCGCCUCCUCCUAAUCGAUCAAAUUUGCCGCCAAACCCUGUUGAAACCCCCGUCUCCCGAUUGCCGCGUGGCAGGUCUAAGGCAGACAUAUUGCGCGAAUACCGUUCGAAACUCGGGCGGCAGCAACUUCCGGAAAACCUGCUUCUCCGUGACACGCUGUAUCUUCUACAAGGAAUUUCUGGGAAAUACGUUAGGUUCUCAGCUGACGAGGUGGAUUCGGAGAACCAACUCGGUUUUGUGGAAGAUUCGAGGUAUAUCAUAUCCCCUCCUACGAGAGCUCUGAUCCAUCGGCUGGCUGAAGUCGGGCAUCUUUACACCCGUGUUGAGACUUUCGUUCGUGACCGGGAGGGUGCCACCGGAGUGGGGAUGAUUGAGCAAAGUCUAUGCCACCACCUACAGGCCCAGCUGACCGAAUACUAUCGGCUGAUCGCCAUUCUUGAAUCUCAGAUGAGCAUGAAGGAUGACGACACGAGUUUGAAGGAGGAGGAGACCGGCCUGACCUUACGGCGGCUCGAUGUAUGGAUCAACGACUGGCGGCUCAGGAUGAGGAUGAUGAGCGUCUGCGUCGAAGGAGCCAGAGACGCUCAGGGAGGCGCGCUGGUCAACCUCAUUCACAGCUAUACAGACACUGGCGAUCCAUUCGUUCGCAAGUUUACCGAUCAGCUUCUGGAAGACGUUUCAAAGCCUUUCUUUGCAACACUUCACAAGUGGCUGUUCUCUGGCGAAUUAUACGACCCGUUCUCUGAGUUCUUCGUUGCGACGGAUUCUAGUUUGGCUGAUGUGCAAUACGUGCAUCCUUCUUCAUUGGCUGGCGGCAUCGGGCCCUUGGCUGGCGAUGGUGGAUUCGGGGGGAUUGGCGGAGACGGCGAUGACGUAUCGAUCGAAAGAGACAAUGGCCUCAAGCUUUGGCAAGUCAAGUAUCAGUUUCAGGAGAACAUGCUCCCGAUGUUUGUGGGCGAGACGUUCGGCAGAAAGAUCUUCUCCACCGGAAAAAGUUUGAAUUUCAUCCGCUACAGCUGCCAUGAUAGCGACUGGGUUGUCACCAGAGAGAAGAUGAGUAACACCGGAGGAACGUUGAAAUACAGCGACAUCGCUGGACUGGAGCGAUCGAUCGAUGCCGCAUAUCAGAUUGCCAGCCAGCGGUUGUUCGAAGUCUUCAUUGAUAAGUUUCAGCUGCUCGAUCAUCUCCGGGCUUUGAAAAAUUACAUCUUACUUGGCUAUGGUGACUUUGCGGAUCAGCUGAUGGAAGCAUUGGGAUCCAGCCUCAACCGACCCGCCAAUGUCCUGUUCCGCCACAAUCUCACAGCCACACUAGAGGCGGCGAUCCGGUCGUCAAAUGCUCAGAAUGAUCCUUCAGACGUACUACGUCGACUUGACGCCCGAAUGCUCGAAUAUUCGCAUGGGGAGAUCGGCUGGGAUGUGUUCACUCUGGAGUACAAAGUCGACGCGCCAUUGGACACAGUGCUCGAUCCAGAUUCGCUCAUCAAAUAUCUGAAACUGUUCAACCAUCUGUGGCAGAUGAAACGAGUCGAAGGAGCGCUCAGCACGGGCUGGAUGAAGAUGGCUGGCGGCGCACGGACCUUUUUGAGAGUGCCUGAGCUGGAACAUCACUGGCAUCAAAUCCGGCUUGCUAUGGCUGAAAUGGUCCAUUUUAUGCGGCAGAUGCAUGCCUACUGCCAUCUGGAUGUAAUCGAAUGCUCGUGGAAGGCCCUGCUCGACUUUCUGAACAAAAAGGAAGGAGAUCUUGACGCUAUGAUCUUCGCGCACCGAGCAUAUCUCGAUCGCAUGCUCAACAAAGUUUUGUUGCUAAGCCCUAAAGCCGGAAAACACGAAGUGAUUCUGAACCAAGUGAAAGAAGUUUUUACGACUAUCCUCUUGUUUCGCGAGGCGGCGGACAACUUCUACAACUUCUGUUUGUCAGAAUCUGCGAGACGCGACAAUCAGCUCGAUACACAACGGGGUGUUCACACUGGCGAAGACUAUGCAACCCAGGACCCGGAAGCCGCGACGCGCAUGGUGAACCAAGUGAAAGAAUAUAGCACGUCGUUCUCAGAACGAGUCCAUACGAUUGUGCACCAGCUGCAAAGCCAUCCGGACUUGGAUUGUCGUUUCCUGGGCAUUCGAUUGUCGUUUUCCGAGUUCUACCGGAAGAAAUCAUGAAAAGAAGAGGCCAUGUGAAUAAUUUCAGAGUCUGCCGGAGCUUCGAAGUGCGCCUGGGUCUCUUCCUCGUCGACGUGUUCAGGAACUUCCAAUGAGAAACUGGUAUGCGCAUGCAAAAGUC